Mus caroli (Ryukyu mouse) is the source of this 2640-nucleotide messenger RNA. It is a transcript of the gene Gjc3, whose product is annotated as gap junction protein gamma 3. Gene Ontology annotation, molecular function: gap junction channel activity. Gene Ontology annotation, cellular component: connexin complex. The record is from RefSeq and is a predicted model, not a curated record. NCBI's taxonomy places the organism in Eukaryota, Metazoa, Chordata, Mammalia, Rodentia, Muridae. Gene Ontology annotation, biological process: cell-cell signaling.
GUCACUUUCCAGAGAUCGUGGCUUGAGGGCAGGGUCCUCUGGUCCUUCAGUUGGAAUUCUUUUAUGCUGCAGCGAGCCUGCCAGGAAUGAAAAGGAGAAGGCGAAAGGGUGGGUGGCUGCAGGAGGCAGGGCCAUCGCAAGAUCCUAGACCCUGCAGGCUCCAGUGUGAAGGCUCCGUUUGGCUUCUUUCCUCUGUGGUUGAUGCUUCUGCUUGGAGUUGCCAAUCAAGUGCAGGAUGUGCGGCAGGUUCCUGAGACAGCUAUUGGCUCAGGAGAGCCAGCACUCCACCCCUGUGGGGCGCUUGCUUCUUCCCAUACUCAUGGGAUUCCGUCUCCUGAUCUUGGUUUCCAGUGGACCGGGGGUUUUCGGCAAUGAUGAGAACGAAUUCAUAUGUCAUUUAGGGCAGCCAGGCUGCAAGACCAUUUGCUAUGAUGUCUUCCGCCCUCUCUCUCCGCUGCGCUUCUGGGCCUUCCAAGUCAUUCUGAUGGCUGUACCCAGUGCCAUUUAUGUGGCUUUCACUCUGUAUCAUUUGAUUGGAUACUGGGAGGUACCAGGAAAGGAAAACAAGGAGCAAGAGACCCGGAUUAGCAAAGGGGAUCAUAGCAAGGAUGUCUCAGGGGCUAAAAGCCUCAAGCUUCUCUGGGCCUAUGUGGCACACCUUGGGGUACGGCUGGCCCUUGAGGGAGCAGCUCUAGGCGUUCAGUACAAUCUGUAUGGCUUCAAGAUGUCCAGCACUUUUAUAUGUCGUGAGGAUCCUUGCAUUGGCAGCACAACCUGUUUCCAGUCUCACCCCUCUGAGAAGACCACCUUCCUCAACAUCAUGUUUGGGAUCAGCGGGGCCUGUUUCUUAUUUAUUUUCUUGGAGCUUGUGCUUUUGGGUUUAGGGAGGUUUUGGAGGAUAUCCAAGCACAAACUUUCCUUCUUAAAGAACUUGCCAACUUCAGAGAGCUCUGUAAGAUCCAAGGACACAACCGAUGAAUUGUCAGUGGUGGAGGCAAAAGAGCCAUUUUGAGAUGCAGAGUUGUAAAGUUGCCUGGAUCGCCUGCAGAAAACUCUGGGACUUGAUCUUCAAUACAUCCAGUGAGGUGGCCGGGGAGAUGGUACAGGGGUAAAGGUGCUUGCAGUCAAGCCUCAUGAUCUGAGAUUGAUUUCCAUAACCCACAUGGAGAAGGGAAAAACCAACUCCCACAAGUUGCCCACAUACAUGCCAUGGAGAGUGCACACACACACACACACACACACACACACACACACACUAAGAAUAAAUAAAAUAAUAAAAUCUCAGAAAACAAAACAAGACCUCCUGCAUCAAUUAGCUGUCACUUCUAAUUUUUCUCUCCUGUCUUUCCACUAAAUAUAAGCAAAAAACAGGCUACUUUCUGUUAUAAUGGAUUAUCUCUCCUAUUCUGGGAUUGUAUAGAGAUGGAAUCAUACAGUAUGCUUAUUAAUCACUUGUAUAUCUUUGUAGAAAAGACCAAGUUUUUUGCCAAUUAAAUUAGGUUAUUUAUUUUUGCCUUGUAUAAACUAUAUAUAAUUGUUAGAUACCUAUCAAGUGACUCACUUCAAAACAUUCUCUUCUAUUCCAUGGGUCAUCUUCAUUUUCUUCCUGAGUAGCAUUUCUUUAAAAUUAUUUAUUCUUUGAUAAUUUCCUACAUGUAUACAAUGUGUUUUGAUCACGUCUACCCCAUAUUCCUGUAUCACUGCUCUUGGAUCUCCUAACAUGUCCCUAUCCUAAUUUCUUGUACUUUUCUUUUCUUUAUAACCCACUGAGAACAAAAAUCAGUGCUACUCAAAGUGUGAAUUGGUGUGAAGCCAUCUACCCAAACACCUACUCGAUGCCACACCCAAAGAAGAUGGAGUCUUCCUCUGUCAGCAUCGAUCAACUGCCAACAGUUCCUCACUUGUGGGUAGUCCCUCACUCAUUCAUCCUGUAAUGCUGAGUGUCUUGAGCUUGUGCAGGCAACCACUGCUUCUGUGAGUUUAUGAAUGCAAGUUCCUGCUGUGUUCAUAAGAUGUUGUUUCAUAGCAGAUCUCCCAGAGCACUGGAUCUUUACAGUUUUCUUUCCCAUUUCUCUAUCUUCUCUAAUGUUCCCUUGAGCUUUGGGGGGCAAAGAUGUGCUAUAGACGUCUCAUUUGAGACUGAAUAUUACAUAGACACCUGUUUCUGCAUUUACAAAUUGUAAGCCUGUAUAUUAGCCACUGUUCUCUGUAAAAAGGAAAAGUCUGUGGUCAGUGUUGAAAACUGACCUAAUCUGUGAGUUUCGAGACUCAUUUAGAAGACAGUUUGAUACUAUGUCAAUUUAACAAACUAAUAGUGACUUUUCUUUAGGGCUUUUGAGCUCCACAGGAUGGGUUCUUGGCCAGAUUUGUAGUACCAGGCAUGGGGUUUCUCCUGUGGAGUGGAUCCUCAAUCGAAUCAGAAAGCAGUUGGUUACUCCUGUAACAGCUACACCACUGUUUCACCCAUGCAUGUGUCUUGUGAGGCUGGUUGCUGGAACUUACCAGAUUCAUACAUGAGAAGGAGUUCUGAUGACUAGGGAGGCUACCCAGCAAAGAGUUGGCAAUAUUUUUUGAUGUACAAAAAAACUUUAAAUUUUUUCCCAUUUUUUUUUUGAGACAGGAUUUCUCUGUGUAGCCCUG